Messenger RNA from Lymnaea stagnalis (great pond snail), 1461 nucleotides. The record is from the annotation of a GenBank genome assembly. Lineage: Eukaryota; Metazoa; Mollusca; Gastropoda; Lymnaeidae.
GGGGGAAAACUUGCCCAACCAUGUCCUAUACUCGUCCGUCUCACAGCUUGACGCCAUCCCAGCAGACGGCAAGUACCUCGUCCAUCUGCACCACCUCCUUCACCUGGUUCCUUUUCACUUGUCCAUCGCCGAGCACCGGCUGCGGCUGAUACGCAAGGCCAUCGAACGGCUCAUGGCCAGAAACCCUCACGUGAUAGUCGUCUACCAAUCGGCGUUCACGGCAUUAGACAGAGAGAUCAGAAACAAGCACAAGAUGAGCGGUUUCGUCCUGAGGCUGCAGAAGGAGAUUCUCCGAGGGCUGGGAGACCGUGUGAUGUUUAUGUUCACCUGGCCGAUGACCAUUGCGGCCGAAAACACCGACGGACACCCGACCGUCUCCGACCAGUUUACGAAAUUUUACAUGGGUCACGUUUGUGGACGGUGGUGACUAGAUGUCUUGAUACAGUGAAAUUUUGUGUUUGUUGAAGUUUUGAGUUUGAGCAUUAGGCAAACAAGGGAAAUAAAUGAAGUACUGCUUUAUAGCUGUGUGAAGGAAAUAGAAGAACAAAGCGUAUGGAAACUUGAAUAAAAAGAUGGUGACAAAUGAAAAUACGACAACAGACAUACAUUUUUAAUAAUUUGUUUCUGUUUCUUGUCGUAUUUGCAUUCGCCCUGACUGCCAAACAAGGCUCUGAGUCCCAACGUUCUUAUCUGAUUGUCGCGUCUUUCGACUCAAGCUUCCACAUCAUCUUGUUCUAACAUUUUACUGAGAUGCAGAGCAGCUUUUGAUAUGCGAAUGAAAUUCUUUCUAGACGUUUUGACCUUCUGCUGGUGUGAUCCUUACUUAUUAAGUAUUGCUAAAAGCUGCUAGAAAUAUUAAACCGUUUUAAACUUCCUAAACUCGAUGCCUUGUGGUAACAAAAAAAAAAUGGUGUAGAAGUCUGCUCAGAGAAUCCAACAAGCACCAACAAAGUGAAUGAUUAAAGCACAACUUCUUUAGAAACAAAGUUAAUGUAAUGACUUUGAGAGAACAAAGAUUGUAACGAAGUUAAUAUCGAGUAAAACAGUUAUUAUCCAUGACAACUAAGUUCGUGUAAUGUUUCAUGUAUGUCAUUGAUAUGAUAGCUACGAAUUUGAAAAAAAAAAUUGUUUUGAAUUUUGAUUAAUAUUUUUACGAAAGGAAAUGUUCAACGGGAUUAAAGCGUGCAUUAUCCCACUUCGUCAAUAGACCAUAAAGUAUGGUUAAUCCACUGUUAAUCCACUGUUAAUCCACUGUUAAUCCACUGUUAAUCCACUGUUAAUCCAGGGAUUUAAGAUUGCCUUUAUGUACAUGCGAUUAUUCACAGAGAAUGAAGACAAUCUAAAUGCGUGACGUUAUCAAGGUCUGUAGUGAAUAGUUACGAUCGGUCUGUCAGGCACGGGUGACACAGAAAUGUUGCUAAAAAUAGUAUAAUGUUUUACUGUGUAAAAAUUAAUUGUUCC